AUGAUGACGUACAUUGUAUUUAUUUUGAGUAUUAUAUUUGUAAUUGGGUUUAUUAGUUUUUCUUCUAAGCCCUCUCCGAUUUAUGGUGGGUUAGGGUUAAUUGUGAGUGGUGGGGUUGGUUGUAUAAUUGUAUUAAGUUAUGGGGGAUCUUUCUUGGGUUUAAUAGUGUUUUUGAUUUAUUUAGGGGGGAUAAUGGUAGUCUUUGGUUAUACUACAGCGAUACCGACGGAGCAGUAUCCGGACGUCUGGGUGUCUAAUAAGACGGUACUAGGGGCUUUUACUUUUGGUUUGGUGGUGGAAAUAUUAAUAGUUGUUUAUGUAUUGAAAGGGGAAGAGGUCGAUUUUAUUUUUAAGUUUAAUGGAAUAGGAGAUUGAGUAAUUUAUGAUACAGGGGAUUCUGGAUUUUUUAGUGAAGAGGCUAUAGGAAUUGCUGCUUUAUACAGUUACGGUACUUGGUUGGUUAUCAUUACUGGAUGGUCGUUACUUAUUGGUGUAGUGGUUAUUAUAGAAAUUACACGGGGUAAUUAA
This is a messenger RNA of Vicugna pacos (alpaca), 528 nucleotides long. The record is from the annotation of a RefSeq genome assembly. NCBI's taxonomy places the organism in Eukaryota, Metazoa, Chordata, Mammalia, Artiodactyla, Camelidae.